Centruroides sculpturatus (bark scorpion) is the source of this 1185-nucleotide messenger RNA. Its product is annotated as Golgi integral membrane protein 4-like. The coding region runs from base 343 to 1170 and encodes 275 amino acids. Lineage: Eukaryota; Metazoa; Arthropoda; Arachnida; Scorpiones; Buthidae. The record is from RefSeq and is a predicted model, not a curated record. The transcript is spliced from 9 exons. Gene Ontology annotation, cellular component: Golgi apparatus; Golgi membrane.
AAUUUCAGUGUUAUUUUUCAAAUGUACCAAAUCCUAAAUUGAAGAAGCUUUCUCUUGUCAAGCUUUUAUCUGUUACCCACUUAACAUUGUUUUGUUUAUGUGGGCUCACUACAUUUAAAAUGUUUUAUUAAAGAUCUUACAAUUCUUUUCUGCUAGGAAAUGUUCCUGAAUGUACAAUUGGACAACUAGAUUUGCUUUAACAUGCAAUGAGAAGAGUUUUUCAAGUUACCCUUUCUUAACUCUUGAUUUCUAUGUUGAAAAAUCCAGUUAAAUAAUAUAUAUCAUUUUACAGAGAAACUGUCUCCCUAUGAUUAUCAAAAGAUUCCGUUGACUGGAUCGGUCAUGCGGAAUUCUCGCUUGCGUAUCUUCCUUUAUGUGUUGUUAGGAGCAGCUUUAUGUUGUGUCGUAUAUUUAUUGAAAACAACUCAUUCCCGGUUUAAAGAAAUAGAAAAUUCUCGUGAAAAAUGCUUACAGCAAAGAGAUUCGUUAUCUGCACAGUUGCAAGUUGUUUAUGAGCAUAAAAACAGACUUGAAAAGUCUCUACAACAAGAAAAAAUUGACCAUAAACACACCAAAGAAGAACAAGAUAGACAGAAAAAUGAACUUCAUGUACGAAUGGAAAGAGAAAAACAUACAUUAGAAUCUAGAUAUAGUAACUUAUUACAAGAACAUGAAGCUUCACAGAAUAAACAGCAACAAUUACACAGUGAAAUUGCUGAUUUAAAAAAUAACUAUGCUCUACUAGAAGAAGAGAAGAAGCAGUUAGUUGGAGCAAUGUCAGCACAGUUAGAAUCAUUAAAGCAGCAAAAAGAGGAAGAAAUUAAUAAAAUAAAAGCUCAUAUUAAUCAGUUAAUUUUAGAAAAAGAAGAUUUGCAGAAAAAUGUUGAAAAUCAAAUGUGGAGAGUAAAGCAGCAUACUGAUGAAUUGCAGUUAUGUCGUUUGCAAUAUGAGCAGUUAGAAAAUAAGUUAAAAGAACUGACGACUCAGUUGCAGAGGCGGUCCUUUAUUGGAGAGAAUCAUAAUCCUGGUUUUAUCCAUCUUCAUCAAAAUAAUAAUAAAUUAAAAGAUAAUCAGUACAAUGAUCUUCAGUCUCAUCAAGCAUUAGAACAAAUAAAAAAUCAUAAAAAUGUAGAUAAAUCUAAAAAUCAACAGGUUAGUAUUAUUUUAUAAUAGAAAGUAUUUAUA